This is a messenger RNA of Gongylonema pulchrum, 519 nucleotides long. Lineage: Eukaryota; Metazoa; Nematoda; Chromadorea; Rhabditida; Gongylonematidae. The record is from the annotation of a GenBank genome assembly.
AUGGUCGCAAUUGACAGAGGUGACAUAACGAAACUCGAAAUUGAUGCCAUCGUGAAUGCCGCCAACAGCUCGCUUCUCGGAGGUGGCGGCGUGGAUGGCGCGAUCCACCGAGCAGCGGGACGUGGCCUGUACGAGGAAUGCAAAAAACUGAAUGGCUGUCGAGUGGGGGAGGCCAAAAUCACUGGUGCACAUAACAUGAAGCAUAUAAAACACGUAAUUCACACGGUGGGGCCGCAAGUGCAUGGGGCAGUAAGUGAUGAGCAGCGCAAGCAGUUGAAAUCGUGCUACAUCGAAUCGCUGAAACUUGCUGUUGCCAAUAAUCUCAGAUCUGUGGCUUUCCCGUGCAUUUCAACAGGGAUCUACGGUUAUCCAAAUGAUGAUGCUUGUAAUGUUGUUGUUACUUCGAUUUUGGCUUGGCUGAAAGAGAAUCAAGACAAAGUGGAUCGCAUAGUUUUUGUUACAUUUCUGGACAAGGACUACGAUCUGUACGAAAAAUGCCUUAAAGAAAAGUUGUCUUAA